This is a messenger RNA of Dermacentor silvarum, 1641 nucleotides long. RefSeq lists its product as uncharacterized. The record is from RefSeq and is a predicted model, not a curated record. Gene Ontology annotation, molecular function: metalloexopeptidase activity. Bases 71 to 1618 code for a protein of 515 amino acids. NCBI's taxonomy places the organism in Eukaryota, Metazoa, Arthropoda, Arachnida, Ixodida, Ixodidae. The transcript is spliced from 8 exons. Gene Ontology annotation, biological process: proteolysis.
UCCUCGCCGCGCGCCUGCCGCAAGACGCCGACAGCCGCCCCGUCCGCGGCACUAGGCCGCCCCGUGCAGGAUGGGAUGCUGGGUCCUGCUCCUGCUCCUGCGCCUCGUCGGGAACGUUCACGCAUGCGCUGUGCCCAGCGGCCUCACUCAUCUGCUGAAGAUGCCGAAGCGCUCGGUGGCCAGCCCCAUCGUGCAUUCUCCGGAACCUGCAUGGCCACGACCUCGGCCUUGGAGGAUAACAGAAGGCCGCUCUGGACACAGGCCUUCGGAAGCGUUUAGGACCACCGUGGUCCUCACCGACGAGGAGUACUUCGCCUCACUGCAUCCUUCCGAGUCCCAGCGCAGUCCUGAGACCGCUGACCAUAAGCCUUUCUUCGAUGGAUAUGCCUACGGGAGGUCGAGAGAGCCCGAGGGAGUCGAACCUGAGGAACCCAUGGCCCCAGACCGGGAGGAAGACGCAGCAGCUGACUCAUUGAAAUCGAGCGCCGAGGUUCUAAGGGAGCAUUUAGAAAGCUUUCUCAGUGAUAUGAGAAACGACCUCGACGUACCCUUGAAGGAGAGAGCCAGGGUUCGAAUAUUCAAUGAAUUUCUCGGAUACGGACUGGAGACACGGUACCAAAACUUCACAGGAGAGCUUUACAAAGAUUUGAUGGACAACAGCCAGCCGGCAUCGGGUGUCAACAUUAUUGGCGUCCUCUCUGGGAAACGCAGAAGGACCCCCGAGGAUCAGCUCAUCGUUUUGGGAGCGCAUUACGAUACAUUUAAAAAAACAAAAGGUGUCAACGACAACGGCUCCGGUGUCGCCGCCUUGCUUGAGGCGGCGCGGGUACUCACGAUGCACCAGUGUGAUCUCAACUACACCGUCAUUUUCGUCGCUCUGGACAUGGAAGAAAUCGGCUGCAUCGGCAGUUACUACUUCGUGCAUGACUUUUUGAUCUCGAACGAGCUACUCCGAGAUGGAUCCAAGUUUCAGGGUGCCAUUAUUAUGGACACCAUCCUGCACUACAACGAUACAAUGUACUCUCAAGACAUUCCCGUUGAUUUUCAUGACGCCAGCCCGAUGGUGGCGAAUGCGAUCGUGGCGGACGGCUUCCGCGGCAACUUUCUGGCCAGCAUGUCCCGGUGGCGGAUGGACGAGCGGUUGGCACUGGCGUUCGGCCGUGCUUGGCGCCGCGACGGCGAACCUCACUUCCGCCUGCACAGCCUGGCUAUCCCGCUGGGGCCACAGCCGCAGGCAGCCAGUCUUGCCAAGCAUAUCAACUUCCUGCGGAGCGACCACGUGAUGUUCUGGUACCACAGCCACCCCGUCUACAGAGAAAGCCUCAGCGCCAUCCUGCUCACGGACACCGGACCGUUUCGUGGGACAAUGCGUGAGUGCUAUCACGAAGUAUGUGAUGACGUCACGGCGCUGAAUGACUUCAAUCUACACUUCCUCCAGAAGACUACAAACUCGCUUGUGGCGACCAUCAUAGACUUGGCCAAGGGAUCUUGCGACACAGCACAGAGUUUAGCACUACAGCUACGUUGGAGACCAAGUAACAAUUCAUCACCAAGCAGAUACGUACUGCAGGAAAAGACACUCAUCUUUCUGUGUGUACUGAUGUCAUUGACAAUGUAAAUAAAAUUCAGCAUUUACCUCUA